This is a messenger RNA of Ananas comosus (pineapple), 2770 nucleotides long. Its product is annotated as TSL-kinase interacting protein 1. Bases 299 to 2431 code for a protein of 710 amino acids. Gene Ontology annotation, biological process: pattern specification process. The transcript has 14 exons. Gene Ontology annotation, molecular function: chromatin binding. The record is from RefSeq and is a predicted model, not a curated record. Lineage: Eukaryota; Viridiplantae; Streptophyta; Magnoliopsida; Poales; Bromeliaceae. Gene Ontology annotation, cellular component: nucleus.
AAAGGAAGAAAAUUCAGAUCAAUAGAGCCAGACCCAGACCAGGUCCUGACCCAAACUCUUGCCGACCAUAUCUAUUUUCCUAAUUAUUCUCCCCGAGCCCGUUCUUCAAAGAGAAUCUUCUAGGGCUAACGAUCACCGGCGACGGCGACGGCGGCGGCGGCGGCCGGAGGCGGCGGAGGCGCAUUCGAGGCUUGUUCGACUUGAUGGGAACCUGCUGUUAAGAUGAAAAAGAUUGAGGAUGGCCUGAGAUGUGAUCUUUGAAUAGCUAAAGAAACAGAUACUGCCUGAUAUUUCUACCAUGCAAUUAGAUUCCCCAGUGGAUAUGGAACUGCAAAUUACUCCUGCGGAGAAUGUUUUGGUGAAAGAGGUGGAAUUAUCUUUUACUCCACCCGUUUCUGCGACUGUUCAUCCCCAGAAGCCUGCCAAAAGACCAACACGACAAUGGGCUGCUUGGACACGUCAAGAGGAAGAAAACUUCUUCAAUGCAUUAAGACAAGUUGGAAAGAACUUCGAGAAGAUCACAUGCCGGGUCCAAAGCAAGAAUAAGGAUCAGGUUAGGCAUUAUUACUAUCGCCUUGUGAGACGCAUGAACAAGCUUCUUGGUCCUGGGCUUUAUCUUGAUGCGAGAAACUCUAAGGAUACCAUUGCUGCUAUGCUUAGAUGGUGGUCUUUACUUGAGAAAUUUAGUUGCACUGCAUCAAAAUUGCAUUUGAAGCCUCGAAGGUUUAAAAUAUUUAUAGAGGCACUGGAAAAUCAACUAUUAAAGGAUCGCAAUAAGACUAGAAGAAAACGUCCACAGGAAGAUAUUUACUUAACUCCUACAUCACCGAUACUCACUGAUGGUCACCCAGUAAAAUUGCUUGCUGUUGACACGCAAAACAUUAACUUAAUGGGAUCGACUAAAGGGGCAUUUUUCAAGCGUAAUGCGGAUGCUAACACUAACUUCAAGCUAAAAGCUACCAAAGGAGACCUCUCUACGACAAGAACUGUUAAGCAGAAACGCAGAGCAGGAGGUGUUGUUGCAUCUUCUGCAUACAGAAGAUGGGAAAAAGCAGCGAUCGCUGGUGUUUCUUUAGUUGCUGACGCUGCUGAGCAACUGGAACGCUCCACCAUUAGCCAGAACUCUUCUGUUAAUGCUGGAACCUUCAAUGCAUUGCCACAUGAGACGUACUCUGACAAAGGGAUAUGCUCUACUCAGAAUCUCAACGAAGCAACUAUACAGCCAUUUGUAAAAUUAAAGUUGCAGUUAUUUCCUAUAAGCGAAGCCAUCCGCAAGGCGCUAGAGAAGGAUGCACAUAAUCCACAUCUAGAACUCACUUUAAGUGCUCGCAAGAGAAUAGCAUCAGUGCUAGACCACCUCAGUCGGAAAUGGGGCAGCUCGAGUGUGGCAUCAGGAGAACUCAUGCUUUUCCCUUAUAAUGCUCAUCAAGAAGAUUUAGCAAGUUACCCUAGGUGGACAAUGAAGGAUACUGUUGUGGCCGCUGAUGUGUUCAUUUCUGUUGGUAGUCCUGCCACGUUCCGUUUAAGGUAUGGUUGGUUUUCUACGGCUGACCUUGACAACUUCAUGGUCACGAAAGGCAAGGAGACUGGAUGUAUCUUGAAGGAUAAUCUCGAUGUGAACAAAGUCGGUACCAUGCGUGUGGAUGAAACCUCUGAACAACCAUCAGAUCACAUGGAGGAUCAGUCAACCUCAGCAGUAGUUCUUCCACCCUCCAAAACACCUUCAUCGCAGGUUGGAGUAGAAAAUAGAGAACAAAUUUCUGGACAACAAGAUAACGUCUUGGUCAAUAAAGGAGCAAAAUGCUCCGCACUAUCUGCUGGGGAGUGGGCAGAUAGUCUCAUCAGUGUAGGAGAUUUACUAUCUGAAGCAUCGAGAGCUGCUGCUGUUGCUAAUUCAGAUUGCAAUGACGAGACCUCACGCAGCUGCGAUUCAUUUGAUGCUGCUAUCGCUGCGCAUAUCUCUGCUCAUCAAUCUACUAACUCAUCCCCUGAGAUACCCAUAUCAUCUAUCUUGGGUGCGGAAGAAACUUGUGAUGCGUUCUCCUUCCGAAGGGUGCCAACCCCAAAGCAAGAAGUUUUAAACCCUUCUUCAAGUUCUUUGGGGUUUAAGGAUUUUCUUCAGGACUCUGCUGGAGCCUUGCCUAGUGAUGAUCUAAACAGUAGCGAGCGUUUGUUCAGCGAGGACUUAAUGGACAAUAACAAUGAUAGCCCUUCAAAGGAUCCGUGUAUAACAGAAAUUUUCUGGCCUGAUUCACUUGGACCGUUGGACUUGGAAGCGCCUUUCAAAUACCAGGUUCAUGACUUGGUCUUUGGCGAUAGCCUCAGUAGUCUGAGUCGCAUCAUGGCGAGUAGCUUAGAUGCAUUCCGGAAUUUGUCGUUCUUUGGCACGGACAAGAAUGACCGGGAGAGAGAAGAGACUUGCAAGGAUUAAGCAAAUUUGGAGGGAGAUUACAUAAUCCACUCGUGGUGGAGCGAGAAAGUGAAGCCCAUGACAACAAUCAACGUGUCGACUCGCAAAAGGUCGUCGUUAUUCUCAUGUAUAGAUGAACUGAUCCAGGAUAGUGCAAACAAAUCAGUCGGUUUGUUCUUGUUUGUCUGUACAUUAAGUGAGAAAUAUAGGCUGCUGUAGACACAUCAUAGAGAGAAACAAAGAGAUUCAACCAGAAUCUGCUGGUAGAAUCUUGUAUAAUGUAAAAACUCUUGCCUCUUUUGAUAAUCUUGUAUAGAAAAGCACUCUUUAUGACAGUGAAGUUUGUUACUCUCAUGAUAA